This is a messenger RNA of Alosa alosa (allis shad), 1163 nucleotides long. Its product is annotated as B2 bradykinin receptor. The transcript has 2 exons. Bases 84 to 1163 code for a protein of 359 amino acids. Lineage: Eukaryota; Metazoa; Chordata; Actinopteri; Clupeiformes; Clupeidae. Gene Ontology annotation, cellular component: membrane. The record is from RefSeq and is a predicted model, not a curated record. Gene Ontology annotation, molecular function: bradykinin receptor activity. Gene Ontology annotation, biological process: G protein-coupled receptor signaling pathway; response to mechanical stimulus; inflammatory response.
GUUUGACCAGACAGCACAUCUAGAAUGAAUACCUAUCAGGGACAAAUUUACAGUUCCUGAAGUUUGUGCGGGAUAGUUUGAGGAUGUCUCUUAACGGCUCUGCUGAGGUGUCCCCCACACUCUAUCCCGUGGACAACUGCACCAACAUUGAGGGAUUCUGGGAGCUGCUGGCCACCCUGCAGCCAAUAUACCUCACCCUCAUCAGCGCCAUCGGGCUUCUGGGCAACAGCUUCGUGCUCUGCAUCUUCUGUCUCCAGAGGAAAGCAUCCUGCUCCGUGCCGGAUGUCUACCUGGGCAACCUGGCCGCGGCGGACUUGGUCCUGGUCAUAUGCCUGCCCUUCUGGGCGGUCACUAUCGCCAACAACUUUGACUGGGUGUUCGGCGUGCUAUUCUGCAAGCUGGUCAGCGUGGCCAUCUACAUGAACUACUUCUGCAGCGUGCUCUUUUUGGUGCUGGUGAGUGUGGACCGUUACCUGGCCCUGGUCCAGCCCAUGCGACCCAGCUGCCUGCGGCGGGCGCCCUGGGCCAAGCGCAUUUGCCUGGCCAUCUGGCUCCUGGGCCUGCUGCUUAGCCUGCCCGUGCUGCUCUUUCGCACGGUGGCGUAUGUGCCCGAGGCCCGUGCGAGCGCCUGCUUCCUGGCCUACCCGCACCAGGGCUGGCGCGUCCAGCACAACAUUACGGUCAACGUGGUGGGCUUCCUGGUGCCGCUGCCCGUGGUGACCGUCUGCACGUAUCACAUCAUCAAGGCGCUGAGGAACGGUGGCCCGGUGGGCGUGGCGGCGCGCGGCAUGAGGAAUGAGAGGAAGGCAACGCAGCUGGUGCUCGCCGUCCUCAUCGUCUUCGUCUUCUGCUGGAUGCCCUACCAGGUCAUGCGGGCGCUGGACACUAUAGACUACUUCCGGGUCAAAACGAGUUGCUGGUGGGGAGACUUCAUGGAUGUGAGCGAGCAGCUGGUCGUCUACUUGGCCUACAGCAACAGUGCCGUUAACCCCUUCCUCUAUGUGAUCGUGGGGAAACACUUCCGAAGGAAGGCCAGAGCCGUGUUAAAGCAGUGCUGGCCUUACAGGUCAAAAGGCAAUGCUUCGUUUUCAGGCAACGCCUCGUCACUGAGCAGAGAAACACGAAAGAUAUCUCUUAACCGUAUUGAUAAAUUAAUGUGCUAA